Molecule: messenger RNA, 681 nt
Organism: Aspergillus terreus NIH2624
Lineage: Eukaryota; Fungi; Ascomycota; Eurotiomycetes; Eurotiales; Aspergillaceae
Product: oxidase ustYa family protein
Exons: 5
Coding region: 1-681 (226 amino acids)
Biological process (GO): mycotoxin biosynthetic process
Source: RefSeq, a predicted model, not a curated record
AUGGAUGCCAGAAAUAUCAUCUACAAGGUGAUCAAACCACGACGAAGCCUUGCCAGCUCGUAUUCUACUACAGGUGAAGACUCGGAGAGUCUCCUGGAGAAGAAGCAAGUGUUUCAACGGCGACAUAGCUGGUGGGAGAUAAGCAGGUCGAGCUACAUUUGGGCAGCCCAUACCAUAUUCUUCCUAUUUUCACUCUCAUUCUUUCUCUCGGGGCUUCAGCAGAGAUAUCCGACAGAACAGCAGUGCGCGAGGCAACUGUCAGCUUACUCACCGGCCUUGGAUGCAGUGGAAUAUGAGAUGGUUCGCUUCCAAGGCGCGUUGCUCGAUGAGAACCCCUACAAAGUGGGACAAAUCAAAGUCGGCCCAAGCGAUCUGACGCAUCUAAAAAAGCCCCCAACCCAAGCCAAGUUGCGCAGCACCGAUGGAGAGUGGUAUACUGGAGGGUUAGAAGUAUUCCAUCAGCUGCACUGCGUGAAUCUGAUCCGGCAAUAUACGUACCUCGACUAUUAUUCCCGUCCCGAAAAUCGACCUCCAUCUUUCACGGAUUCCAACCAUACCCUUCGCCUGCACAUUGACCAUUGCAUCGACAUGCUCCGGCAGGUAGUGCAGUGCCAAGGAGAUGCUGGCAUCGUGACCAGCAGCUGGGUGGAAGGCUUUCCUGAUCCCGUAUCCCGAUUUUAA